AUCCCAUUUCUUUACAGAGUCAUUUGGGCUCUGAAAUCGAAGGGGAUAGAGUACGAAUACAUAGAAGAAGAUCUGUCCAACAAGAGUGAAUUGCUUUUGAAGUAUAACCCAGUUCACAAGAAGAUCCCUAUGCUUCUUCACAAUGGAAAACCAGUUGCAGAGUCGAUGAUUAUCCUGGAAUACAUCGACGAGACAUGGCCGGAGCAUCCAUUACUACCCAAAGAUGCACAGGAGAGAGCCACAGCACGAUUCUGGGCAAAAUUUGCCGAGGACAAGGGCAUAUGCGUAUGGAAAUUCUUCCAUUCUAGGGGUGAAGAACAAGAAGAGGAAGCCAAAAAAGAAAUCUUGGAAAUGCUGAGAAGCAGAGAAGAGCAUGGGCUUGGAGAGAAGAAAUUUUUGGGUGGUGACACAAUUGGAUUGGUCGACCUGGCCUUCUUUGUUGUUGCUCACUGGUUGGGAGUGAUUGAAGAUGCAAGGGGCGUGAAGCUGUUGGAAGCUCAAAAAUUCCCUCGACUGGAUGCAUGGAUUCAUGAUUUCAAGGAAGUGGGUGUGAUCAAAGAAAACCUGCCUGAUCCUGAGAAGAUGUUUGCCUUUUUCAAACGCAAGAGGGAGAUGAUCCUGGCAUCUGCAUGACUACAGUGCUGUGUAGUUCAACUGCUCAACUCAUAUGGGUUCCUUUAAUUYUAUGUUCUCCAUUCUCUAUGUUUAUCUAUGUGAAUAAUAAAGAGGACUCUUGGUUGUUUUUAGGCUAAAAUUUAUUAUCCCAUCAACAGAAAAGAAUAAAUAACUGGCUGAUGACCCAGUAAUUGAUGGUCA
Messenger RNA from Nelumbo nucifera (sacred lotus), 816 nucleotides. Its product is annotated as putative glutathione S-transferase. Lineage: Eukaryota; Viridiplantae; Streptophyta; Magnoliopsida; Proteales; Nelumbonaceae. Gene Ontology annotation, biological process: glutathione metabolic process. Gene Ontology annotation, cellular component: cytoplasm. Gene Ontology annotation, molecular function: glutathione transferase activity. The record is from RefSeq and is a predicted model, not a curated record.